AUCUUCUUUGAUGACUCUAAGUUUGUUCAUGAAAAAGUGGAUGGAAAAAGAGAAAUUGAUCUACUCGCCAACGUCUUGAAACAAAGAUUUCACAACAACAUUGUUGCUCUUGAGCAAAUUAAAACCACCGUUGAAAAAGGGUACAGUAGCCAGCAAGUAUCAUCGUCAUCAAUUUCUCCUGAAUGUUGCGAAAUUAACCCAACUGAAACUGAUUACAGGUUUAAGACGAAAGUUCUCAGCAAUAUGUUUUGUGAAAUCAAGGCAAAAUAUGUUUCGAAGGGUGCCAAACAUCUUUCAAAGAGUUUGGAGGAAACUGUGAUAAACAAUUUGAAUAAAAACCCUGAUCUGAGAUGGCAGUAUUUUGGAUCACAAGAAGGAAUACUUUCAAUUUAUCCAGCACACAAGUACACAUCAUGUGACAGCUAUGAUAAUCGUGUUCGCCCGUGGUAUGUUGAAGGAAUCGCACCCGAACCCAAGGAUAUUGUGUUGAUUAUUGAUAAAAGUGGCUCCAUGGCAGAUAUUAUUGGCAAUAAAACAUUAAUCCAAAUUGCUGUCAGUGCAGCGGAAUCUGUGCUAAAUUCUUUGAAUCCCAACGACAGG
Molecule: messenger RNA, 600 nt
Organism: Paramuricea clavata
Lineage: Eukaryota; Metazoa; Cnidaria; Anthozoa; Malacalcyonacea; Plexauridae
Source: the annotation of a GenBank genome assembly